Messenger RNA from Colletes gigas, 3460 nucleotides. RefSeq names its product E3 ubiquitin-protein ligase Topors-like. The record is from RefSeq and is a predicted model, not a curated record. Gene Ontology annotation, molecular function: metal ion binding; ubiquitin protein ligase activity. The transcript has 7 exons. Gene Ontology annotation, biological process: protein monoubiquitination; protein polyubiquitination. Lineage: Eukaryota; Metazoa; Arthropoda; Insecta; Hymenoptera; Colletidae. Bases 160 to 2424 code for a protein of 754 amino acids.
CUUUGUGAUCAUGGGCUUCUGUAAGAGUACUCUUUCUCGAAAAAGGUAGCUUCUCCAAGACGUUAAUUGUGUUUCGCAUUGAAGCUAGUGUAUAGAUUUUCGUCGAAGUUUUUCGAAGGCCAGUUUCUUUUAAUGGAAGAACAGGCAAAUUAAUUCAUAAUGGAGGGUCCAUUAGAAGUGAAAGAUUCUGCUACAGGUGCAGAAGAACCUAUUAAAUCAGAAGCACCUGUGCAAAAUCCAGAUAGUAGCGAUCGAAGCGAUGGCGCUGUGUCACCUCCUCCUAAUUGUAGUAUUUGUUUAGGCAAGCUAGUGAAUACAUCAUUCACAGACAGCUGCCUUCAUCAAUUUUGUUUUACUUGCCUACUUCAAUGGUCUAAAAUAAAAACAGAAUGUCCAUUAUGUAAGCAAACAUUCAAAUCAAUCAUACAUAAUGUAAGAUCUGAAGAAGAUUACGAUCAAUAUCACGUGCCUAGAGAAUUGGCUACUUUGGAUAUUAAUUUUGAACUUGGACAUGGCGUGGACGUCACUGGACAUCGUUUUCAUUACAGAACAACGGUGAUAGGACAUCAUCGGCGUCCGCAUGAAAUAGUGCUUAAUCCAGAACAAGUUGCAAGAAGAGAACAACUGCCAAGCAUAGCUCCUCAAGUUUCAAUGGGAGAGCGUUUACGUAGACGUAUAAAUCCUGCCGAUUACCGUCGUACUAUUUAUAGGCAUGGAAUUUGGGCUUCUGCAUUACCUGAUGUAUUUGGACGUUUUCGCGAAUGUAGUCCUGAUUACUAUCGAAGAGAACCAAGAGAGUUAAAUCGACUUAUACCAUGGUUAAAUAGAGAAUUACAAGUGUUACUUACUAACAAUGCUUCACAUGUUGCAUAUGUAUUGAGAAUUAUAUUGGAUGCUCUUAGUCAGUAUGAUAUUAGAAGUCUUGAAUUUCGCGAUUUAGUGCGCCCUCAUUUUGGCACGUUUACAGAUCACUUUGUACACGAACUGCUCAUUUAUGCACGAACUAAUUUCGAUUUAGUUGGAUACGAUCAGUCUGUGGUCUAUUUACCCCAAGGGUUUUCAAACGAAUAUGUGUCAAAUAUUGUGUCACCUGCAUCUAGCAGUAGUAGUACCAGUUCUGACGACUCGGACGUUCGAGUUCUUGAUGAGGCCAUUGACCUCAGAAUGAACGUUGUUACGCCUAGUUCGGGUCCCCAUACGAUCAGUAUACCUGGUCCAAGUACCGUGGGACAAAUGUUUCAAUUGGAUAUUUCGUACAAUGUACCAGAUGUAUUAACUAUUUCCUCCGAUUCCUCUAUUUCUGACAAUGAGUGCGAGGUAAUCGGUUACGUUAAACCUCGUCAUGAAAGAACACCGGAAAUUAUAGAAUUAGUGUCUUCGGAUCCUGAAGAAAUUAACAUUUCCCAAGUAUCGGCUGAUAAUGCACAAUCUUCCACGUUUACUUUUUACGCAGAUGACACUCAACCUAGUACAUCCGCUAAAAAAAGAGCUUCAAUUUCUUCAUUUACAGAAAGUAGUUCUGAUUCAAAUAGCGAUUAUACUUGUAGAAAAAACAGAAAAUAUCAAAGUCGUGUCAAGAAAUCGAAAAGAUGCACCACCAAAAGACGCAAUCGUUCGGUUGAAACUAGGUCUCGUAACCGAGCAAGUAGAAAUUUGUCCAGUUCUGGAGAAAGUGAGACUAGAAAAAGAGGAACAAGAAAAAAUACUCAACGUACGAUAAAAAGGAGAAUAAGCAGCAGUAGCGAUGAAAAGAAAUCGAGAACACCGCAAUAUUCUGCAAAAGGUACCGUACGCGUUCGUAAAGACUUGAUUAAGAAAGAAAAUUGUUGCACGGACGAUGAGUCGUACAGCAGCGAUAGUAGUAGCGAGUCUGAUGAAAAUACUAGUAAUAAAAAAUCUCGUGCGUUACGAAAGCCGAAAAGAAGUUACAGUUCUAGCUCGAGUGACUUUGAUACGGGUGAAAAUGAAAGAGUUACGAAAAGUAGAGAUAAAACAAGGCGAGCAUCAGUUGUAAAAAGUUCGUAUCGAAAAGAAUCAAGAUACAAGGAUGAUCGACAAUCUAUAUCUAGAAGCAGCAGUACAUCUUCGUAUACGUCACAAAAAGAUAAAAGAAUUAGCUCCAGAAGACGGGAAUCUCAACGAAAUGGAAGCGAUGACGAUAGCAAGUCUACAAAUAGAGAUAUAUCGAGAAAAGGACGCGAAUCUAUGUUUAAAGCAAUGAUGGCAAUGCGGAGUAGUUCGGACUCUGAAGAAGACCGUUACCGAUCGCACAGUCAAUGUAGCAGUUAUUCAAAUAAAUCGUACACGCGUAAGAAAAAAUCUAAACAUAAAGAUAGGCAUAAAAGCAAAAAGAGGAAACGAUCUAGCAGUAGAACGUAUAAUUCAUCGAUGCGAUCGCGAUUAACUCGACGACGUCCUGUUUAAGACUUGAUAUGUACGCAGCAUUGAAACAUUCCGAUUCGAAGAAUGAUUCUACUAGAUAAAAAGUAAAGAGAAAUGUACAGCUCCUAUGAGUGAAGGAGUCAUCUAAGAUCUCAGGGUAACUCUAAAUCAAAAUCGAUGGAAAUACGACGAUGCAUUUGAUCGUUAAUUUAGUUCGAACAUAAAAAGAUGCUACUAAUAGCCCAUGUUAAUAAACCAUUUAAUUCAAAAUUGAUAACGAAGUUUUUAAAGCAUUCGUUCAUAAAUGAAUUGUAAACAAUGAUGAAGCAUUGCGAAUUCGUAUUAGUUCUUCACGGUUUAAAAUUGACAUUUUUAAUGGUCAUACCAUGAUAACAUGAUAACAAUUACGGCCAAAAGAACUUUAAGGCAAAGUAUUUGUAUUACGCUAUAUGAAAUAUGCAGUCGUAUUGUUUCACUCCUUUGCUUUUUAAAAGAAAAUGGCUUCCAUUUGUGUUGUGUAACAAUUUGUAAAGACUCUGUAUAAAAGUUCCAACAUUAACUAAUAGAUUUUCCUGUUUAUAAUUUUUUUUUUAGUGUACAUUAAUUGGAUAAAAAAAAGUACCCAGAUUCAAUGUUAAAAACUUUGGAUAAUGCGUGAAAGAAGGCAAAGCGUAUUCUAUAAAUGAAAACGAUUACAGAGUAUAAUAUCUCACCAUUAUCUUCAUCAAUGUACAACAAUCUUGGGUAUAUUUCUUUACGAUCUUGAUUCCCAAAGAAUGUUUGUAAAUAUACAUGUAUCUUAUAAACAAAUAAUUUAAUUAAAAGUUUACACAAACAUAGUUUUUUUGUAAAGUAGGUAAACCUAGAAAUGUUAUAUGUACAUUAUACAUGUUAUACGUAAAUCAUAAGGUAAUCGGUUUGUAACGGAUAAUGAGUUUACCUUUUUUUUUGAAACUAUAACAUACAUAUUUAACCCUUUUGCUACUAUUGACGACUAAAGUCACUUUUCGUGAAUCUAUCUGUGGACACAAUCGAUGACUUUAGUCUUUCACGAAAUAUUGCGCACAUGGUACAAGAA